CUGGGAGCGCCGAGACGCGUAGACGUCCAUAAAAAAAGGUCACAAAGAGGUAGUGAUUUUAUUAAGUCAGAAAAUCACGGCCCUAGAAAGGUACUUGGGGCUUUCUGGGCAGAGAAAUAAAGAGUUAGACGCGCCCCCAUCGACAGAUGGAACCAGGGACUCAAGCUAAUACACCUAUCCGUUUGGUAAACAGGUCUACCGUCACUGACUGUAAACUGCGGCAUUCUACCUUCGCAGCAUCCAAUUGAUUCAGCUGACUUCCAAGAUGGCUAACUGCAAGACAGCAGUAAGCAUUCUUCAAGAGCACUGUGCCCAGCAGGGCAUGACACCCAUCUAUACUACCAUUAGUCAGGAAGGGCAAUCCCACCAGCCCAAAUUCACCAUCAGCUGCACCGCUGGACCCACAGUAGGAACAGGUGAAGGAGUGAGCAAGAAGAGUGCCAAGCAGGCAGCAGCCGAGGCCGUCUUGCAGCAAUGGGACGUGGAGAUACCCAAACUAGACUCUGUCAAAGCUGAAACGGUAGACACCCCCAACCCUGUCGGAGAGCUCCAAGAGUUGGUCACGUACCUGGGAUGGAGGAGGCCAGAGUAUGACGAGAUUGAGGAGACAGGACCACCGCAUGAUAGAAGCUUUGUGGUCGGUGUCACUGUUGGAAAGUUCAGAGAACAAGGAACAGACAAAAGUAAACGUCUUGCCAAGCGUACAGCCGCCAAAAGCAUGCUGGACACAAUUAAAGCCUUGCCACCAGAUACGGACCCGGGAGUCGAACCUGGGACCACCAAACCAAAGAAGAAGCAAGCUGCAGUAGCAGCAGCAGCAACCAAAGCAGCAGCAGGCUGCUCGCUGCAAACCGCAGAAGGACCCAACAUCGACAGGCUCUGCAACAAUCCUCUCAACUUCCCAGACUCGCAAUCCUGCCAGAUACUUCAACUGGUAGCGGAUGAGCAAAAUUUUGAGACCAGGUACAUAGACCUCUCGGAACGCAGCCUGAAGGAGGAAUAUCAGUGCCUAGUGGAACUGAAAACAUCCCCUCUAGCUGUCUGUCAUGGCAUGGGUCCGACUCCGGAAAGCGCACGCUCCACCGCGGCACGUAACGCCCUGUACUACAUAAAGACGAUGGCCCACAAACCCCCAAAUCCUCCAACCGAUCCUACAGAUAUUAAGGAUGAUUUUGAGCCACCUUCUCACAAGAAUCCGGUCCAGGUGCUGAAUGAGAUGAGCAUCGCUCCCUUGGACUUUGUCAUUGUCAGCAAAGAUGGGCCACCACAUGAUCCCUUCUAUGUCAUGAGCGUCCAGGUGAAAGGGAAAACCUUCAUGGCCGAGGGUAAGAAAAAGCAGAAGGCGAAAGAAACAGCUGCUCGGGCAGCUCUUCUUGAAGUUUUUGGCAUCAUGUCUUCUGAUAAUGACUCGCUGCCAAAUGCCAGGAUUCGACCGACACCAAGCAUUUUGUAUACUACCUGGACUGGGCAGGAGGCCUUCACCUGUGCCAACCACAUCCAAAGCAUCGUCGAGGAGAAACUGAGAGAGGUUGCCCUCAAAGAUGGCCAGACAAGGUACCUCAGGUACAAGGUCUUGGCUGGGGUUGUGCAGUCGGAUGGCGACGUGUUGAAGAGCUCUAGGGUUGUUUGCCUGGCAACGGGCACCAAGUGUCCUCUCACAGAGGAGCCGGUGACCAAGGGAACCAUUCUUCGUGAUUGUCAUGCAGAGGUUGUCGCCCGUCGCUGCUUAAAAAGGUACCUCAUGGAGCAGCACUUGAAGCAUCAGAAAGAUCCCAAGUCAUCUGUCUUUGAUGGCAGCAAUGGGAUUCUGCAGCUGAAGGAAGGCAUCCAGUUUCAUCUCUACAUCAGCUGUCCCCCUUGCGGAGAUGCUGCAAGCUUCAUCAAGGAGGAGCGAAGCAUGGGAUGCGGCGAUGGCCACCCUCACCGAGGAGCCAGGGGCAUCCUCCGUGCUAAGAUCAAACAGGGAGAAAGCACGAUUCCUCUGACGGGUAAAGCCAUUACGGCCCGGGAGCGCUUGUUUACAAUGACCUGCAGCGACAAGGUUGCCAGCUGGAAUGUCCUAGGAGUUCAAGGUGCACUCUUGAGCCACCUCAUCGCACCAGUGUACCUCUCCAGCGUGAUUCUUGGCAUGCAGUUUCACCCUGAUCACCUCCCACGAGCUCUCUACGGGCGCCUCACAGACCUACCAGAAUUGCCAAGAGGCUACAAGUUGAACAAACCUCUCAUGGUAGGUGCCAGCAGGCCCAAUGAGUGCCUCUUUGGAACCUCCUCAUCCUCCAAAGCACCCAGCUUCAGCAUCAACUGGAUGCAGACUGAAGACACAGACAAUAUUGAGGUGAUCAAGACUGAUACAGGAUUAACUGAGGAUGGCACCCCCUCUCGUGUCUCCCAAGAAAAACUCUUCUCUACUUACUUGGACAUCAUGAGGAAGCCUCCUCACCAGAGUCAUGCCACAGAAGAUUCCAUCAAGCAUUCUCCAAAGAGACGCAAAACCUCAAAAAAGAACAAGCAAAGUAAGGAGAGGGUCUCAACAGACAAAUCUCAGCAGAACCUCAAAGGCGGCGCCACCUACCGGGAAGUCAAGGAAGGUGCAGAGGCUUACCAAAAAUGUAAGAAGAUAUUGAAAGCAACAUUUCUCUCAGAAGGGUUAGGUCGAUGGCUUGAGAAACCUAAAGAUUGUGACAAUUUCAGGUGUUCUUCUGAUCAGUAAUUUGUAAAGUAGUACAGUUUGUCUACUAGUUUAGGAUGUACAAGCAACUGAGUUUAAUUGUCUGAAGGAGGCUUAUGAUCCACAUAAUGACUGCACUCAAUUUUUUGCAAUUAGAUGUAGAAGAAAUAUGUUAAAAUUAGU
Molecule: messenger RNA, 2851 nt
Organism: Patiria miniata (bat star)
Lineage: Eukaryota; Metazoa; Echinodermata; Asteroidea; Valvatida; Asterinidae
Product: double-stranded RNA-specific editase 1-like
Exons: 8
Coding region: 266-2710 (814 amino acids)
Biological process (GO): RNA processing; adenosine to inosine editing
Cellular component (GO): cytoplasm; nucleolus
Molecular function (GO): double-stranded RNA binding; tRNA-specific adenosine deaminase activity; double-stranded RNA adenosine deaminase activity
Source: RefSeq, a predicted model, not a curated record